Messenger RNA from Vidua chalybeata, 1344 nucleotides. RefSeq names its product endogenous retrovirus group 3 member 1 Env polyprotein-like. The transcript has 3 exons. Lineage: Eukaryota; Metazoa; Chordata; Aves; Passeriformes; Viduidae. The record is from RefSeq and is a predicted model, not a curated record. The coding region runs from base 280 to 1344 and encodes 354 amino acids.
UGCUGCCCGAACUUGGAUUUCUCCGAGACCGAAGACGGUUGGUUGCUGGCUACACCCGAGAGACAACUGAGGACCCGGCAACCCAGACUGAGAAGGCCCUUCGAGAGGGAGCGGGGCUCGCAACGCACAGAUCCCAAAGAAUAGAGCAUCCUCCCACUCAUUUAGUAAUCAGGCCCUAAAAAGAAACACUCAAGUCAAUACAAGGAGGGAAACACUAGAACAGCAGAAAUUUGGCCAUGGGAAGGAAUUGCACUGAGUCCAAAGGAGAUCUUAAGGUUAAUGAAGAAUAAGAUGAGAAUCCAAAGGUCAUCACCUGUGCAAGAUAAAAGGAAUGACGAAGAAGUAUGGAAUUUAAAAUCUGAGGUAAUCGGGGAGGAAUGUCUGUGGAGGAAGGGAUCUUCUAAGUUCAUUUCAUAUGUGGGUGAGUUAUCCUGUAAGCGAUAUCUAGUUACCAACGAUACCCACCAAUGGUGGAUUCCUGGGGCUCCUCACCUCUAUUGGUCCAGAAAACAAAAACAGGGAUGUUCUUAUAUUCAAAAGGAAAAGUUAUAUGAAUGUAUUACCACAGAUCCCAACCCUUUCCAUGAUGAUCCCCAAAUGUACAAGUUUUGGAGUAAAAAUGGGGUCACUUCUGUAGAACAUCAUAAAUUCUGGAGAGCCCCAAAUGAGUUAUUUUGGCUUUGUGGUAGAAUGGCAUAUGUAAUGUUGCCUAAAGAUUGGACAGGAAGUUGUACACUAGGUAUUAUAAAACCUUCUUUCUUUUUACUGCCCAGAGACGGAAGUCAACAUCUAGGAAUUCCCUUAUAUGAUGAAUUAAAACGUAAAAGAAGAGACUUAAUUGGUGGAUCUCAAAAGUGGGGGGAAGAAGAGUGGCCUCCAGAAAGAAUAAUCGAGACAUAUGGCCCUGCCACCUGGGCCCAAGAUGGGUCGUGGGGGUACCGAACUCCCAUUUAUAUGUUAAAUAGAAUUAUUAGAUUACAGGCAGUGUUGGAAAUCAUAACCAAUGAAACGGCCAUGGUCUUAGAUCUGAUCUCUACCCAAAACCGCCAAAUGAGGACGGCUAUCUACCAAAAUCGAUUAGCAUUAGAUUAUUUAUUGGCAGAAGAAGGUGGGGUCUGUGGUAAAUUUAAUUCAUCAGAGUGUUGUAUUGAAAUUGAUGAUUAUGGAGAUCUUAUCAAAAAUAUUACAACCAGGAUUAGGAAAUUGGCACAUGUCCCAGUCCAGAGAUGGAGCCCUCUAAUAAAAUUAAAUUGGUGGGAUAACCUCUUAGGGGGAGAAUGGUGGAAGAAGGUUUUAUUGAUUGUAGGAGGUGUAAUAAGUCUUAUUAUUCUACUUCCUUGUUAA